Messenger RNA from Yamadazyma jaroonii, 1857 nucleotides. The record is from the annotation of a GenBank genome assembly. NCBI's taxonomy places the organism in Eukaryota, Fungi, Ascomycota, Pichiomycetes, Serinales, Debaryomycetaceae.
AUGGCCACUUUUAUUUCAAACGAUUAUUUCAUACCGAAAGGUAGUCAAUCCAAAUCAACUGACGAUGAAAAGAAAUCCAUUCAAAUUCCUGAAUUGAAGGUUUCAGGUAUAUCAAGUGUUAAAUUCCAGAAAUCUCCCAAAUCUCCCAUCUUUUCAUCUUCAGUGUUUAAAGAUUUACCUGUUGAACCUAUAAAUUACAAUGAUAUCCCACAAUUCUCCAAUAAUAUCAUCAUAGAUAUUAGAUGUUUCAAUCAUUACAUCACUUCAAGGAUAAAGAAUUCCAUUAAUAUUUGUUUACCUUCAACAUUAUUGAAAAGACCCUCUUAUAACUUGCCACAAAUAUUGAAUUCAAUUAAGAUCGAUCAAGUUACUAAAGACAUUUUAUUGGAUCAAUCAGUGAAUAUAUUGUUCUAUGACGAUAAUAGUAAUGAGAAUCAAAUCAGUUUCCAAUUAUUUCAAACCAUUACAAAGUUCUUAAACUACAAUAAGAAUUUUUCUGUGUACUAUUUGAAUCAUGGUUUCAAUAUUAACAAAAUAGAUUCAAAUUUGAUCGAUCAUCAAUUGAGUCCAAUUUCCCCAGUUGGUAAUCAAAAAGGGAAAUUUCCUGAUUUCAAUUUGAAUUUACAUUCUAAAAGUGAAAAUAGUUUACCUUCUUUGUUGUCAGGAUUCCAAUUACCUUCAUCUUCAACUUCAAGUCAAAAGUUUUUAUCAUCCAUGAAAAAUGUCCCCAAGUUGAAUUUGGAGAAUGUUAAAAGUGAUUUACAUAAUUACAACUAUGACUUCAAGUUCGUGAAACUUCCAAUUUCUGAUGAGAAAUUAUCAAGUUUACCCAUUUGGUUAAAACAAAUAUUCCUUAAAGAUAAUGCCAUUAAUUCAUCUAAUGAAAUUCUUAAAUUGUUGAAUGUGAAAUUCAAUAAGAUCGAAUAUAAUGAACAAAUGAGGUUGAAAUUGGCAAUUAAUGAUCAAUUGACUUGUAAUUGUAAUUGUACUCCUUCAACAUUGUGUCCUUCUUGUGAUGGUAUAAAUUAUAAAAUUCCAAAAGGUAUUGAAUAUGGUUUGAAAAAUAGGUAUAAAAAUAUUUUCCCCUUCGAACAUUCAAGAGUUAGAUUGAAAAAUGAUAAUUCCCCUCUUGAUUUGACUCCUAUUGAAUAUCCGAAUCACAAUAAUCAUGAUUAUCUAUCAUGCAAUCAUGGACUUCCAAAUGAUGCUGAUGAUUAUUUCAAUGGUAAUUUUAUUGAGUAUAAUAAAAUUUCAAACUACAAAUAUAUCGCCACACAAAAUCCUUUGAGUUCCACAUACUAUGAUUUCUGGAAAAUGGUUUGGCAUCAUACGAAUUUGAUUGUUUGUCUUAAUAAUCAAAAUGACUUUGUUCAAGUUAAAUAUUUUGACAACCAACAAAUUAAAGAUAUUUCAAUAGAAUUACAAGAGAUCAAAUCUUUUGAGAAUUUCAAUUUAAGAAUCUUGAAACUUUCAAGAAAAAAUAACUCCAAAUUAAUCUACCAUUUAGAGUAUAAAGACUGGCCAGAUUUUGGAGUUCCUGAUAUCAAUUCAAUUCUUAGUUUUAUAAAAUUCAAAAAUAAUCUUAUAAAACAAUUCAAUUUAAAUAAAUCUUCCUUGGUUCAUUGUUCAGCAGGUUGUGGUAGAACCGGUUGUUUUAUUACCAUUGAUCUGAUUAUUGAUUUAUUUAAUAAUUACAAUAGUUCUUCGCUUGACAAAUUCAAUCCUUUGGAUGAGGUUGAUUUGGUUUAUAAAUCAAUUCAAUUCCAAAGAUCCCAAAGAGUUUCCAUGGUCCAAAAUUUUGACCAAUACAUCGUUUGCUAUGACACUAUUUUAAACUACUUGAUGACUAAUGACUAA